Messenger RNA from Fundulus heteroclitus (mummichog), 5444 nucleotides. RefSeq names its product phosphatidylinositol-4-phosphate 3-kinase catalytic subunit type 2 gamma (gene pik3c2g). NCBI's taxonomy places the organism in Eukaryota, Metazoa, Chordata, Actinopteri, Cyprinodontiformes, Fundulidae. The transcript is spliced from 33 exons. Gene Ontology annotation, molecular function: phosphatidylinositol binding; 1-phosphatidylinositol-4-phosphate 3-kinase activity; 1-phosphatidylinositol-3-kinase activity. Gene Ontology annotation, cellular component: cytoplasm; phosphatidylinositol 3-kinase complex; plasma membrane. Gene Ontology annotation, biological process: phosphatidylinositol-3-phosphate biosynthetic process; phosphatidylinositol 3-kinase/protein kinase B signal transduction; phosphatidylinositol-mediated signaling. The record is from RefSeq and is a predicted model, not a curated record. The coding region runs from base 205 to 4266 and encodes 1353 amino acids.
GAGGAAACUCAGCUGAGAGCGGCAGUACAGGUCUGACUCGCUCAGCAUGGCCUCAUUCAGCAAGAACGGCUGUCCCCAGACCAGAACUCUGCUCUUCUGCGGUUUGUCUUGUGAUGAAGUGACGACCAGCAGAGAAGCUUGAACACCAUCAGCCCAACCAGGUUGUGUAAUUUCCUAAAAAAAAAAAAAAAAAAAAAGAAUCCCAUGGAUGCUCAUAGACAGCCUAUCUCCAGGCAAGAUGCAGUCGUCAAAGACACUCCAAGUCCGCUGAGAGCCGACUUAGAGAAUUACUAUGAACCCGUUCCUGGAAAUAAUCACUACGAGCCCAACUUGGCUGGGAUCAUGCCUCAGCAACCACCUCUAGCUGAGCCUCCCGUGAAUCCCAACAACCAGAUCAAGAACGCUCCCCCACCACUCCCACCUAGAAAUAAGAUUCCGCCUCCUUUGCCCCCCCGGAAUCUACCUGCCGACCUUUUCCAAAAACAGAUUUCCUGGGAGGCUGACAAGUCAGAUCAUAAACUGGCACGGUCCAACACAGACAUACCCAUUCACGACCCGUGGGCCAUUAAACUGAUAGACUCUCCAGAAGGCAGCACAAAGAACCUGGCGGCGUUUACCGAUGCAACAUCAAAGCUGAUGUCACGAUACAAACACACCGACGGGGCUCACAAUGCGGGUGCGGUGUGGGGCCGACUGUUACACAUCCACCCUGCUCUGCUGCAGCAGGUGGGGAUAGACGUCACCGUCUCCACCGAGGAGGGCGAUCUCACCUUCCCCAUCCCCACCCAAGCGAGCAAAAAAGUGGAGGAUCUAAUUGCUGAAUUUUUCAACCUGGUUGACCGCGAGGCUGACUCAAGCAAGGAUUAUGUGUUGAAAUUCUGCGACUAUGAGGAGUACCUCAGGAACGAAGAACUUCUGGGCUUGCACGAGAGAGUUCAGAUGUACUACAAGUCAAAAACGGUGAUUCACCUCCGACUGGUCCGCACAAACAACGUGAAACGCCAACUUGCCAGAGAGGCUGUGGAUGAUCAAAGUCAGUGCAAGUUGUACCAGUUCCUGCGUCCUGUCAGCAUCCACUGCAUUGCCAAGGUGACCAUGGAGAAUGUGCUCAGUACCUACAACAGACACGUGGCAGAGCUCAUGAACACCCAGGCCUGUAAGAACAUCCCUUUGGUUGUGACCAAUGUUCGCAUCAUCAGUAAUCUUCUAGCUGGGCUCACAUGCCAGGAGUUAGAGGAUGCCGUCGGCGGGCUCAACAGGAUCACUCAUGUAACUUUGAACCAUGAAAAAAUAAUGGAGUGUGAAGCCGCCUUGAUCAUGCUCAACGGAGCGCUGCUGAAAGUGCUGCAAAUAUAUUUUGACAAUUUCCAGUCCGACUUCCGCUCGCACAGGCUCAUCGGCAGACCUCAGCCCUGCGACGUCGACGGCAACAAGGACAUCUUGCAGUUUAAGAUCGCAUCUAUCUACAAGCUAAACCCGAGCUGGAUGAAUUAUGAAAGCUUUUCCGUUUCCUGCGACUUGACGUACGGAGAAACCAGAAUCUGUGAGACCGGUGUUUCGGAAAAUAUCAGCACAGCCUUAUCACGUGGAAACAACAUCUGCUGUAACCGCCUGAUGGUGUUUCCUGUUCGAGUAAACGAGCUGCCGUAUGAGUCCAUGCUGACGUUGCGCCUCAAAGGCUCGAAGCGAGGGAAACUCCCAGAGCUCCUAAGCUGGGCCGUGCUGCCCCUGUACAGCAACAGGACCCUUUUAGGAGGGACCGUCCUGCUCAGCAUGUCCUCUCUUGCGGAGCUGCCUUUUCCUCCGUCCCCUGCCCUGUCCGACAGCCACAGGCAGCCCGAAGGAGUCAUACUGCAGCUUGAAUUUGAAGACCAAUUUGAGUGGGAAUACCGCCGACCCAUUGCUCUUCCUGGGUCAAUCACCUUCACCGAGCCUUGUGAUGAAGUGCAAAGGAAAAUGUUGGAGAUUUCCAAAAAGCAUUGCCUCUACUUCCUGACAGAAAAUGAGAAGGCUUUCCUGUGGAGCAAACACCACUGCAGUGACAAAAGAAACACCUUCCUCCACCUUCUGCUCAGUGGAGUCCCCCGGUGGCAGCCUGAAGACUUGACGGAAAUCUACACGGUGGUAGACAACUGGCCCAUUCACCUGCCAGAGGAGGCUCUUUACCUGCUUACUCCCAGUUUUCCAGAUGAAACCGUUCGAAAAGCCGCAGUCGACUACUUUGGACAGAUUUCAGAUGCAGAGUUCGAGUUGUUUCUGCCACAGCUGGUCCAGGCUCUGAAGAGCGAGUGGAAACUUGAUGGACCUCUGGUGAUGCUGCUGUUGGAGAGAUCCCUGAUGAACAUACGGAUUGCUCAUCAACUAUAUUGGCUGUUGGAGGAUACCCACAGCGACCGCUACUUCCGGGGCUGGUUCAGUAAAGUUCAGGCGGCCUUGUUGCACUGCUGUGGCCGAGCCCUGAGGAAGGAGCUGGGCCACGAACUUCAACUGGUGCAUGCGCUCGUUCAGACGGCCCAAAAAGUUUACUCUGCCGACAAGUCUCUACGGAAGAAUGUUUUGAACAGAGAAAAGGAAGCUAUCAAGGAGUUUUUCAGAGGUGGCAUGAGCUGCCGUCUACCUCUAGAUCCCGCUGUCAGCGUAAAAGCGGUCGACUUGGAUGCCUGUAAGAUCUACAGCGCCAACUCUACACCUCUGGGGGUCACGUUCAUCUGCGAUGACUCGCUGGCUAAGAACGUCAGUGUCAUUUGCAAGGUAGGGGACAACCUGCGUCAGGACAUGCUGGUUCUUCAGAUAGUCCGUGUGAUGGACUGGGUGUGGCUCCAGGAGGGCCUGGACCUGCAGAUGAUUACGUACCGCUGUCUCUCUACAGGCAGAGCUCAGGGGCUGGUGGAAGUUGUGCCGGAGGCCGUGACGCUGGGAAAGAUUCACCAGGAGUGGGGUGUGAGCGGGACAUUUCGAGGCGACACGUUGGAGAAAUGGUUCCACACGCUGAACAAAACUAAGGAGGGCUACGAAAAGGCGGUGACGAACUUCAUCCAGUCAUGCGCGGGGUGGUGUGUAGCCACCUUCAUCCUGGGGAUCUGCGACCGCCACAACGACAACAUCAUGCUGACGCACAGCGGACACAUGUUCCACAUCGACUUUGGCAAAAUCAUGGGAAACGCACAGAAAUUCAUAAACUUUAGAAGGGACAGAAAACCCUUCGUUUUCACCUCUGAGAUGCAGCACUUCAUCACAGGCGGCGGAGAGAAACCCCAGCGCUUGCAUCGCUUCGUGGAGCUCUGCUGUGAAGCUUAUAACGUCAUCAGAAGUCGGUCUGCACUGAUACUCAGCAUGUUGGAGCUGAUGCUUACUGCAGGAAUGCCGGAACUGAAGACCUUCGAUGACCUGCAGUUCGUCCAGAACAACCUCAGACCUCACGACACAGACCUGGAAGCCACUUCCUUCUUCACGAAAAAAAUCAAGGAGAGCAUGGACUGUGUGGCUGUCAAGUUUAACUUCUUCACCCACGCCAUGGCUCAGCCGAAGAAACAAGCGACAGCUCUCCAGGACAACAUUCCUGCUCCCAGCACCAACAUCCAGGAAGCUGUCAUCCAGGGCUUCUCUGUCAAGGGACGAGUUGUGACCUACAACCUAAGGAUAACCAUUGAUGAUGGCUUUCUGACGAGUCAGAUCACGUUUAGGCAGUUUGAACUGAUCCAUAAUCGGCUCCAGGCAUACUUUAUUGAAAAUAAGCUGCCGCAGUUCCCAAGCUGGUAUCAAAUGUCAUUUACCCCCCAGAGGAGGCAGGCUCUACUGAACACUUACCUAAAAGAGCUUUUUCAGGGGCCGUGCAAGGGAGAUGAAUAUGUGUGCAGCUUGUUUCUAGAUGGCCCCCAAGCCAACAAAAGUGUGACAACGGGAGGCGGUCCUCAGAUCCAGCUGCGUAUUACUUACACCAACUGCAAGCUCUCUGUGUUGGUGAAACACCUGGAGAACAUUAAGUUGCCAAAUGGCUCGAACCCUGAUGCCUACGUGGUCACCCGGCUGAGACCAGACCCCCAACAGACCUCCAAGAGGAAGACUAAGGUGGUCAACAACAAUGACCACCCUACUUUCAACGAGCUGCUGGAGUACAAUCCUGUCACGGUGCUGUAUGGGAUGGUGCUGGAGGUGACGGUGAAGAGCAGGACCAAGAAGACAUUUGUUGCUGCCACCACCAUUAAACUGGACGAGGACCUGCUGGACAAGGAGCUGUGGUUUCCCCUUAGGAACCACGUAAUAUGAUCCUGAGGACUGCACUGCGAGCCUGCUGCCAGCAGGGGGCGGCAACGCACUUACUGUAUUAUGUUUAAUUUAAUGUUUGUUUUUUGUUCUGUUAUUUUGUUGAGAAAGUCAGGCCAGUGUACACUGAGCGCAUGGCAUCAUUUAUACAUGGCUAUAAUAGCCAUUUGAACCUCUCUCCGGAGUUUAAAGCACUGACAGUGGCUGGGAUUUUUAGCUGAAGUUACAAAGUUUAAAAAAAAAAAAUACAUGUUUAUUGUCAAAUUAAGCAAAUUAUUAUUAUUUUAUUCAGGUCAGAUUAGUAUUAUAUGGAUGAUUUAUGAAGGAAUGUCUCGUCGCACCUUUGCUUUUAGUGUUCUGUGAGUGAAAAUGGUGUUUGAAUGUGCUGAUGUGACAGAUUAUGAAGGAAGGGAUGCUUGGAUCUGCCUGCCUCUUACCUGUACAGGCAUGCUUGUCCCUCCAGGCUGCAUGUCCUUAAGCACUUGAAUUGGAGGCGAGAGGCGAGCGGGUGAGGGAAAGGUGAGGAGACUGUGUGAGCAGGAUGAAAACCCAGCAUCUCGAGCCUGAGGGGCUGAAUUAACCCCCAUCCAUCCACAGUCUUAUCCAUCAGUAGCUCUCAGAUACGGCCGCGCACGUGCGUGAAAACGCAAAGGCAGACGAAACGCAAACACUACGAUCGAUGCGCACACUCACUCUCUCCAGGCCGAACUGGGUCUCCGCGUUAUCUUGAUGCUGUUCCUGUCCUGACAGGCCUGCUGACCCGUACUUUCCCCUUCACCUCAUUUAGAGGAUUCAGUGAUGAACGGAGAUGGGAAUAGACUUCCCUGCACUGGAUUCGGCUCAAUAAUGUAUACCUCUUUGGAGACUAUUUAUAACAGUCCCCGACGGGUUUUCUCAAAAGGUAACGGAAGCGGGAGCGAAUGCUGGUUGCCGUUUCCCUGAUGACUGGUCACGGAGCGUUAUUAAAAUCGGUGUCGCCCCUGUCAGACCUGAUAUGCGAAAACAACAAGCACAGACACAUUUGUUGGCAACCCUGGUAAAGAUGUGUUAAUAGCUCCAAAAUAAGGUCAUCUGUUGUCGCAGAAGCAUAAAUAAAUCUCAUACUGAAAGCAUUAAGGAUUAAGUCGACCUUUCAUUUUUGAUUACCCUUACCAAGUGGGGGGAAAAUAAAUGUUUUGAAA